CAAGCCGUGCACGACGUGGAUGUGAGAGUUAAGGGGAAUUUUUUAAGUGCUGAAAGCUCAAAGUAAACUUGCAAAAAGUGCUACAAAGUCUAGUUAAUGCGAAAUAAAUCAUUAACUAAAUUAAAGUAUUUAUUAAAUCAACAAGGAAAUCUCCUAGAACUAAAACUUACUGCAAAAAUCCAAAGAACCCUUGAAAACCCAAGUGAAAACUCAACAAUUUGGACGGAGAACCUCUCGGAAAACCGCUGAAACCAUGAAAAACUAAGCCAAGUCGGUGAAUGAGUUUGAACUUUUUUUUUGUGAAGUGCUAAAGUACCGGAAAGAGUGCCCUGGAAAGUGAGCUGGUAUCGGCUUUUGGGUGCCCCGGCAGGACAUGAAGGACUCGAUGAGCAUACUGACACAGACCCACGCUGAGACGCCUGCGGCGGCCGCCCAUCCGCUGCAUCAUCACCUGCACCAUCACCCACUGCAGCACCUGCAGCACUUGCAGCACGCGCAGCAUCACCCCCCGCCGCUGCAGCAGCACCUACUGCACAUCGGCCUUGGCAUUGGCAUGUCCGGCAGCAACACCACCACCACCACCCCCUCGAAGCCCAGUCGCUCCCGCUUCAUGAUCAAUGACAUCCUGACCACCACCUUCUACAAGCAGCAGCAGCAGCAGCACCAUAACCGCAACAACAACAACAACUCGGGCUCCAGCGGCGGCAGCAGUCCCGCUCACAACAACAACAACAAUAACAGCGAAAACUUUGAGCCACCAGCAGCCUCGGCACCUCCACAUCUGCCACUACCGCUGCACCACCCACAUCCGCAUUCGCAUUCGCAUCUGCAUCCGCACCCACAUCCGCAUGCGCAUGCCGUGGCGCAUCCGCGUGCCACCAAUGGGUUAAAUGUGGCCCAAUAUGCGGCGGCCAUGCAGCAGCAUUAUGCCGCCGCUGCAGCCGCUGCUGCUGCGCGAAAUAACGCAGCAGCUGCUGCAGCCGUGGCUGCCGUGGCAGCAGCCGGCGGUGUUGGAGGAGGAGGAGGUGGCGUGGCGGGAGGAGCUGCAGCGGGAGCGGGAACGGGAACGGAACUGGAUGACAGCAGCGAUUAUCACGAGGAUAACGAGAUCGAUAACGACGGACACAUGGACGAUCACAGCGUUUGUAGCAAUGGCGGCAAGGACGACGAUGGGAACAGCAUCAAAAGCGGCUCCACCAGCGACAUGAGCGGCCUGAGCAAGAAGCAAAGGAAGGCGCGCACCGCCUUCACGGACCACCAGCUGCAGACAUUGGAGAAGUCCUUUGAGCGGCAGAAGUACCUCAGCGUCCAGGAGCGCCAAGAGCUGGCCCACAAGCUGGACCUGAGCGACUGUCAGGUGAAGACCUGGUAUCAGAAUCGCAGGACCAAAUGGAAGCGCCAGACGGCUGUGGGCCUGGAGCUUUUGGCCGAGGCCGGCAACUUUGCCGCCUUCCAGCGUUUGUAUGGCGGAUCGCCCUACCUGGGCGCCUGGCCAUAUGCAGCCGCUGCUGGCAGCAGUGCCGGAGCAGCAGCCGCCGCCGCUGCUGCCGCUCAUGGACCGGCACCCCACACCAGCAUCGAUAUCUAUUACCGCCAGGCGGCCGCUGCCGCUGCCAUGCAGAAACCGCUGCCCUACAACCUGUACGCUGGGGUGCCCAAUGUGGGUGUGGGCGUGGGUCCGGCGCCCUUCUCCCACCUGUCCGCCUCCAGUUCGCUGUCCUCGCUGAGUAGCUACUAUCAGAGUGCGGCUGCUGCUGCCGCUGCUGCGGGGAAUCCCUUGCCACCGCCGCCAACGGCUGUGUCCGUGUCGGGAGCGGGAGCUGGAGUCGUGACCAAACCCUUGGCAGGUCCUUCAACCUCGCCGCCGCCGCCGCCGCCACCGCUGCCAAGGCCACCGUCCACACCCAGUCCAACGCUGGAUCCGGGCAGUCCGCCGGGCAGAUCUGUGGACAGCUGCUCACAAUCGGAGGAUGAGGACCAGAUCCAGGUGUGAGGGGGAGGAGAGAGUGUGUGUGUGUGUGUGUGAGGGAGGGAUGCCAAAAGCGUGAUUUCAAAGGGAAAAGUAAUCCGAUUAGACAAUGGUUUUUUUAGUUAUUCAGUUUUGGUGCCAAAAGGUUACUCCGGACAAUCACCUAAAGCUUCUAUUUUAAACUACGUUUCUCACAUUAUAUUUAUUUAUUUAUUUACAUUUUUUUUAAAUUUAAUAAUUAUUUUUAAACCCCCACAGAGCACCCUUUCCAUAUCGCGCCUUUGGCUUAGACCCCCUCUUUUGUAUAUAAAACCAUAUCUCAGUGUCUGUGUGUCUGCUUGUUUAAUUUAUUUAAUUUGCUUUUAGUAUUUAACAAUUAAACAUAAGAACAAAUGUUCAGUUGAAUGUUGUAUAAACUAGCAGCCAAAAAAAAAAAAAACAAAAGAAAUCAUGAAUUUUGUAUAGUUGAGCUUAGCCACGAAAUGUAUUAUCUUAGACGUCGACUAGAAAUGUAAUCAUAACCUUUUUUUUCAUAGCCUAGAACUACCCAUAAACGUUGUAAUGUAAAGUGUGUGUGAGUGUGUGUGCUCUCUUUUUUUUUUUUUUUGUCUGUGUUUAGUAACCACAUAUAUUUGCCUAAAUAAAAAAUAAAA
Drosophila kikkawai is the source of this 2622-nucleotide messenger RNA. Lineage: Eukaryota; Metazoa; Arthropoda; Insecta; Diptera; Drosophilidae. The record is from RefSeq and is a predicted model, not a curated record.